Molecule: messenger RNA, 2296 nt
Organism: Bradysia coprophila
Lineage: Eukaryota; Metazoa; Arthropoda; Insecta; Diptera; Sciaridae
Gene: NaPi-T
Product: Na[+]-dependent inorganic phosphate cotransporter
Biological process (GO): monoatomic anion transport; transmembrane transport
Cellular component (GO): membrane
Molecular function (GO): transmembrane transporter activity
Source: RefSeq, a predicted model, not a curated record
GUAUGUGUGUGUGUAGCGACAAUAAAUUAACUAAAUUUUGUGAUUAACUUGUUUAGGAAGAGCCAAAAACAAGAAAAAAAAGAAGAAUCUUUUGCUUUGUCAGUUUGGAAAGAUUUGUGUAUUCGACACAGUGUUAGUUGGCUGACUGAUAAGCCAGACGAGUUUAGAUGAGAUAUGAGUUUAUUACGGUUUUCAAUUCACUAACAGCACAGUUUCACACCAAUUCGGUACUAUAGAGACCGAUUGUUCUUAGACGCCCUAAACGUUUUUACCGUAAAUUCAUAGCAGUGUAUGCUGCGCAUAUUUUACGUAGAAAAACACCGACCGUUUUUGAUGAGAGUGUUUUCCUGUUGUGAUUGAACGGAGUGAUAUGUGCAUCAUAUAUUGCAAGAUUUAGAAAGUUUUUUCUUUCCGUUUGAACCGAUAAUGACUAACGACACAGAAAACACCAAUGAUUCCGAGAAACAGUUGACACAUUCCGAACAGUCAAAUCAACCGCUCGUUUGCGACAAUGACGACAAUCCGAAAAUCCAGUACACCAACUCAGCCGCUCGCCAAUCAAAUGUAUCAUUCACAUUGCCCGAGAAAGUCACCUCGACGAUUUAUUGUUCGACCAAAGAUUCACUGACGCAGCUAAAAUCCAUUAAGACCAAUUGUGUAAAGUCUAGAACGGUUCUGUGGUGGUUGGUGUUCAUUGGAUUUGCCAUCAAUUAUAUGAUUCGGAUCAAUGUGAAUAUCACGAUUGUCGAUAUGGUGAUGCAAAAGAAAGUGGUAAACGGUAACUCGACAACAAAACUUGUUAGGGGGAUAUGCUUGAAUGCAGACACAGCCAUGUCAGUGUCGAGUUACGGUAAUGCAUCUAAUUUGUUGACAGAGGGUGGUCGGGAAACAUGUUCUCUGGAAAGGAAACUUUUGCAGAUACUAAAUCUUAAUCAACACACCGAUGGCUUUGAGUGGAACGAGAAGCAGCAAGGCAUGCUAUUAGGAUCAUUUUAUUGGUUGCAUUGGGUUAUGCAAAUUCCUGGUGGCAUUUUGGCUAGAAAAUACGGAACAAAACUCGUAUUCGGUCUAUCGAAUGUCAUAGGAUGUCUAAUGUGUAGCAUCAUGCCGAUCGUUUCGUUUCUGGAUUACAGACUCUUAAUAUUCGUCAGAGUUCUUCAAGGUUUUAUUUGUGGUCUGGCCUGGCCAGCAAUGCACAAUAUGACCGCUCAGUGGAUUCCGCCACAUGAACGCAGUAAAUUCGUAACGGCCUAUUUGGGAAGUUCCGUCGGAAUUGCAGUGUUUUAUCCGAUCUUCGGAGCAGUCAUAUCCUUGUCAUCGUGGGAGUAUGUAUUCCAUUUGUGUUCAAUUUUGGGUGUCAUUUGGUAUGUCGGAUGGUUGUACUUUGUGUUUGAUUCGCCGGAAAAACAUCCUCGUAUCGAUCCCGAUGAGAAAGAGUACAUUUUGCAGUCAUUGCAGGGAUCAUUUCAAAAUAGGAAAAAGCACUCCGUUCCGUGGAAGCGCAUUCUAACUUCUUGUCCAGUUUGGAUGAUUGUAAUUUCACAAUUUGGAGGAAUUUGGGCACUAUUCACCUUAAUGGUCCAGGCCCCGACUUACUUUAAAGUCAUACACGGAUGGGACAUCAAAAUGAUCGGAUUACUAUCCGGCAUUCCCCAUCUGAUGCGAAUGUUUUUCGCUUUUUUCUUUUCGAUGUUCGGUGAUUGGUUACUGCGAACGGAUAAAAUGUCCGCAACAAGUGUGCGAAAAUUGGCAACAUUUGUCUGUUCCAUUCUAAAGGGAGUGUUUGUGAUCGGAAUCGCUUAUUCCGGAUGCAAUUCUACGUCGGCUGUUGUGUUUCUAACGAUUGCAACAGCUUUGCACGGGGCUGUAUCGACUGGUGCUUUGGCUAGUAUGGUCGACAUUGGUCCGAAUUUUUCGGGUGUCAUUUUGGGAAUAAGUGGCAUGGUGGGCAUUUUACCGGGAUUCAUAUCGCCGUUCGUUGUGGGAUAUUUAACUUUCGGAAAUCAAACCAUUGAGCAGUGGAAGUACGUUUUUAUGAUAUCGGCAGGUCUGCUGAUUGUCACCGGAACAUUAUUCGUAUUGUUUUCCGAUUCCAAGGAGCAGUAUUGGAAUAAGUUGGCAGAUGAUGAUGAUGAUGAUGGUGAUGAUGGAUACAACAAACCUACAAUCCAAUACUCAAAGGUUCCUUUGAAUGAAGCACCGGCCAAUGAGAUUCGCAUGGAAUCUUCUCAGCUCAAAACAUUAAAAAGGGAAAAAUGGGAAACUUAGCAACACUGUUGAUUGGAGAAAUAGAUAA